Messenger RNA from Myotis daubentonii (Daubenton's bat), 936 nucleotides. It is a transcript of the gene OR1R1, whose product is annotated as olfactory receptor family 1 subfamily R member 1. Gene Ontology annotation, cellular component: membrane. Gene Ontology annotation, biological process: G protein-coupled receptor signaling pathway. The record is from RefSeq and is a predicted model, not a curated record. NCBI's taxonomy places the organism in Eukaryota, Metazoa, Chordata, Mammalia, Chiroptera, Vespertilionidae. Gene Ontology annotation, molecular function: olfactory receptor activity; G protein-coupled receptor activity.
AUGGCCCUGGACAACCUCACCUCCGCCCCCCAGUUCCUCCUCCUCGGCCUGAUGGACAGCACAGACCCCCACCCGCUGCUGUUCCUGCUCUUCCUUGGCAUCUACCUGCUCAACGCCCUGGGCAACCUGAGCAUGGUGGCGGCGGUGCGGUCCGACGGGGCCCUCCGCUCCCCCAUGUAUUACUUCUUGGGUCACCUGAGCCUCGUGGACGUCAGCUUUACCACGGUCACGGUCCCCAGGCUGCUGGCCAGCCUGCUCCACCCGGGCCAGCCCGUGCCCUUCGGGGAGUGCUUUGCCCAGAUGUACUUUUUCUUGGCUCUGGGCAUCACCGAGAGCUACCUCCUGGCAGCCAUGUCCUAUGACCGCGCGGUGGCCGUCUGCCAGCCCCUGCACUACCCCGCGGUCCUGACGCCCGGGCGGUGCAAGGCGCUGGUGGCCGCGUCCUGGGCCCUGUCCCAGCUGCACGCGCUGCUGCACACGCUGCUCCUCUCUGCGCUCUGCUACCCGCGCACCUCUUCUGUGCGCCACUUUUUCUGCGACAUGACGGUGAUGCUGAGCUUGGCGACUUCGGACACCACCGCCCCGAAGGCUGCCAUCUUCUCCGAGGGCCUGGCCGUGGUGCUGACCCCGCUGCUCCUCGUGUCUCUCUCCUACGCGCGCAUCCUGGUGGCGGUGCUGGGAUUGCGGUCGGCGGGGAGCCGGCGCCGCGCCUUCUCCACCUGCGGGGCCCACCUGGUGGUGGUGUCGCUCUUCUUCGGCUCUGUCCUCUCCGUCUAUUUCCGGCCAUCGGCUGCCUACUCGGCCCGCUACAACCGCCUGGCCAGCGUGGCCUACGCGGUGCUCACCCCGACCCUGAACCCUUUCAUCUACAGCCUGCGCAACAAAGAGGUCAAGGGCGCCCUUAGAAGGAUGCUCAGACGGAGGGCUGCACCCUGA